Messenger RNA from Gigantopelta aegis, 5313 nucleotides. RefSeq names its product elongation of very long chain fatty acids protein 4-like. The record is from RefSeq and is a predicted model, not a curated record. Lineage: Eukaryota; Metazoa; Mollusca; Gastropoda; Neomphalida; Peltospiridae. Gene Ontology annotation, biological process: sphingolipid biosynthetic process; very long-chain fatty acid biosynthetic process; fatty acid elongation, monounsaturated fatty acid. The transcript has 8 exons. Gene Ontology annotation, cellular component: endoplasmic reticulum membrane. Bases 158 to 1027 code for a protein of 289 amino acids. Gene Ontology annotation, molecular function: fatty acid elongase activity.
UGUACCGAUUCAGUUUGUUGUGUUUGUUGCUGGCAACAUGUCUUUAGUUGUCAAGAUUGUACACGUUUCUGUUGUGGUUUGACCUCAACACAUUACUAAAUGAAUUGUAAAGCCAUUUCUUCAUUUUAGUAUUAUUCCAGACAUCUACCAGGUUACCAUGGAGGUGGCGAUAGACAAGAUUUACGAACUUCAGGCAUUCUACGAAAAAUGUCUGACACACGCAGAUGUCCGUAUCAAAGACUGGCUGUUAAUGGACAGCUGUCUCCCGACUGUGUUCUUCACAUGUCUCUACCUUGUGGUCGUGUGGGUGGGACCCAAAGUGAUGGAACACAGAGAACCGUUCAACUUGAAGUGGUUCAUCAAUGCCUACAACUUUGUUCUCAUUCUCGUCAACCUCCAUAUAUGUACUCAGCUAUUAGUAUGGACAACACAUCAAGGCUAUAGUUACAUUUGUCAACCUGUCAGAUAUACACACGAAGAGGGAGAAAUGAAGAUUGCAAGUGCAUUGUGGUGGUUUUACUUCUCAAAGCUCUUAGAAAUGCUAGAUACGAUUAUUUUUAUUUUACGCAAGAAGAACAACCAAGUGAGCUUUCUGCACGUGUAUCACCAUGCGACCAUGUUUCCCAUCUGGUGGAUCGGAGUCAAGUGGGUGGCAGGAGGACAGUCGUUCUUCGGUGCAAUGAUCAACUCGUUUAUCCAUGUGAUAAUGUAUUCAUACUACGGUCUCGCCGCGCUGGGUCCACAGUUCCAGAAAUACCUGUGGUGGAAGCGCUACCUCACCAAGCUUCAGCUGACUCAGUUCUUUCUGGGGAUGGUAUACACCACACAAACCCUGCUCACUGGUUGUGAUUUCCCGAUAUGGAUGCAGCUAGCAGCACUUGUUUAUGGCAUUACAAUCAUUGCUUUAUUCAUCAACUUUUAUGUGCAAGCGUACUUGAAGAAAAAGACUCACCCCAAGAAUAAGAAAAUGACAAAUGGUGCCUGUGUCCAAAAUGGAGUUGUACAUGAAGUCAAGAAAGACAAGUAACAAGCAUUCUGAUUAGCCGACUGGACAUAUCAAAGACUUACACUGUUAAACAAAUUUAUAUCAUCACAUAAAACUGGUACCUGAAAUAUCAAAAUAUAACUUCCUUUUAAUUUUUAAAACAACAUGUGGUUAAUUAUAAAAAAACCCACGGUAACAGAAUAUUAGAUAUUUAAGCUUAGUAUAACAUUUACAUUUUGUUUCAUGGUAACUCAUGUUCAGAUAGUCUCAUAGAAGAUUCUGUUCAGUUACAUAAAUGACAGUAAAAUCUUUUUAUCAGUCUAUAAUUUGAUUUUGAAAACCCAAAGAAAUAUUUGUAAACUUUUGGUGUUAAAAGAUGUCAUCAGAUGUUAUUCAAAUGGCAUUAUGUAGUUUAAAUAGUAUUAAGUAAUUCUUGAAACAAAAUUUUAACAUACAAAAUUUCUUUCUUUUUCUGUUUCUGUUGCCACUGAUUCUGUGAAAACCAAAACAGUUUUGCUCAAUUCUGCUUUGUUUAAGAGAGAGUGUUUCACAAUAACACAAAUUCAUUUAGUCUGUACAUAUUCUUGUGUUAUGUGUGUCUGUUAACUAAUGCAACAUUAGUCCAAAUUUCCAGUUAUAGUACUUUAUACAAGUUUUAAUUGUAUUUAAAAUUAAUGUUUAUGCAUUCACAAAUGCAAUAUUGUGUGCAUAUGAUUGAAAAAGCAAUACAAAGAGAAAUGAAAUGUUAACAGCAUGUCCAUAUGUACACAGAAGCAGACCCAUUGAAGUAAUAUUUUAAUUGAGGGGAAUGGGGGAAAGAUGAGGAUGGAGUUUUACAUUGCUAGUUUCUAUACAGUAAUAAAGUGUUAUGUUGUAAACACAUCAGAGCUUACAAUUCUUCCCUUACUGAUAGAAGUAAAUAUGGAACCACAACAUAUGUCACAGUUUAGUGAGACCAUCACCAAUUUAAAAAAAAAUUAGCCAGUCUAAUUUGGCUGCUGACAGGGCAAGGCCCGGGUUUUAAAAUAUAAUUUCUUUACAUGACAAAUUUAAAAUCUUAAAACAAUAUAUCAUCAAUCUUGGCAAGCCAUCAUGGAAUAAAUCAAAUAACCCAUGUGAAUAAUUGUGUUGUUUUAUGUAUAUACAACAUGUAUUUAUAAAUUAAUUAAUAUAUAUUUGUUUUAAAUUGUAACUCAAAUCUGACAUUACCAAUUUGUUAAAAAAAAUGGUUCUAAUCAGUAUUAGAGGGGAGAACAAAAAACAGUCUUAACACAAUGCAAGCUAUUACAGCUUAAGGAGUAUUAUAUUCUCUGCUUCACACAAGGGUUUUUGUUUUUUGUAUUCACGCACUGUACAAUACCUGCUAAGAUUUAUCAUCUAUCAGUCACUUAUGUCACUAUCAAGUAUGUCCGAUGUAUAUGGGUAGUAUUAUAUUAUUAAUUCGAACUGUUUAACAUUUGUCUUGACGCAAUCACAACAUACAUACACAUGCUUGAUCAGAAAGCAGAGGAAUAUAUGUUUAGGAAACACCCAGCACAUGUUAAAUUAUGGUUGUUAGACGUCUAACAUAAUUAUAUAUCAAUGCAAUGUAUCGAUAAACUUGCACAGAAAACGCUAAUAAAAUCAUGUCAUUGGAAAGCAGGCCUUAUAUAUAUACCUUAAGCAAAAGUGUUUUACUUGAAAUGCUGCAAGGCAAAGCAGUGACUUUGCCUUCUUACCCUACGCUCCACUGAAAUAAAGUUUACUGUAGCCAGUCCUCAGAUACAUGUAUGUAUGUAGAUUAUUGUUUUUAAUAUUAUUAAAAUAUGGUUAAUUUAAGGAAUAUUUUAUUAGCCAAAGACAUUUUGUUAUAGCCUCUUUGUAUACAAGUUAGCAGUUGGCUAAAUUGGCAUUAAUUAGUUAGUUAGUAUAAUCCCAUUUACAAGGAUGUGCAAACCACCCAUGAGUGAAAGAUUGCUUUCAAAUGUUUAUUUUUAUACAUAUUAAUUUUCUAGCUGAGUCAUACUAAUACCAAUAUUUAUUGGGUAGAUUGAUAUGAUGACCUUAGAACCAUUGAAACCUCGGUGGAAUCCAUUGUUACUUUAAUUUACAAACUCCACCUAACCUCAGUGAGGUGAUCUCGAUUAAUGCAGUCAUACCUCUUAAAACUGCUUGUACUGGAAAAUGUGUUUGCAAAUUCAUGUUUUUCAGACAGUUCUUCCUACAUUCAUGUUGUUUCAUUUCUGAAGAUAGGUAAUUCGGGUUCACGAUUUCCAAGCUUUAAAUUUCAAAUAAAAAGUAUGUGCAGCUCUAUAAUAAAAUGGUCAAUUAAGUGCAUAACUUAGCCCUAAGAUCGCUUCAUGGAAUGGGACCAAGGCAUGCACAUUAUGGAGGCAAGCAUGAACAUUUGCUUGCCGUACCUGGUAAAAAGUGUAUAUUAAAACAUAAAUAUUUUAUCAUAAAGAAGUCAUGUUUGAUGUGGAUUUGCAUUUUGAUGCCAUUUUUGUUAACAUGUUUUUGGUUUUUGUUUUAAUGUUGGCAAUAACUGUCAGUAAAUAAAACGUGGAAAAAAUGUCAUAUCAUUAUUAAUAAUUUUUAAUAUUUUGCAUUUAGUGGAGCUUGAUACUUAAUACUCUUAUUGUUUUCAUUCUGUUGCAUAAUAUUUGUUUUUAAAACACUUAAUGCUGAUUUAUUCAUUUGUGUUCCAUUUUUAUAUAAUUAUAUAUAAACUAUUAUCUUGUAAUUGUGUUUUUCAUGUCAAAUGCAAUUUUGUUUUUAUCAACAAAUUAUUUAAAAAAUUGUUUACAAUUGCAUAAUGUAUAGAAUAUGAACAAUCUUGUUAUUUUGUGUACUUAGUGUUUAUAUUUAAUACUGAACAUGCAGUUUACUAUAGUGUAUCUCAGUGUAAAAUACAUGACAAAAAAACCCAAGAAAACAAAAAGAGAAAAAAAUAUGUUGACUAAAGGUCAACUCGUUACAAAUAUAGGAAAAACAAAUGUAAAAGGCACAAAAAGAAACAAGUAAUUAUAUAAAGUUUAUUCAGGACAGAAACAAUGAAAAUUUAAAUCACAUAUACAGUAUGUGUAUAUGACAUGUUUGUUAAUUAACAUGUAAACACAUAUACGGUAUGUGUAUAGGACAUGUUUGUUAAUUAACAUGUAAUCACAUAUACGGUAAGUGUAUAGGACAUGUUUGUUCAUUAACAUGUAAUCACAUAUACAGUAAUCACAUAUACUGUAAGUGUAUAGGACAUGUUUGUUCAUUAACAUGUAAUCACAUAUACUGUAAUCACAUAUACUGUAAGUGUAUAGGACAUGUUUGUUAAUUAACAUGUAAUCACAUAUACGGUAUGUGUAUAGGACAUGUUUGUUAAUUAACAUGUAAUCACAUAUACGGUAUGUGUAUAGGGACAUGUUUGUUAAUCAACAUGUAAUCACAUAUACGGUAUGUGUAUAGGACAUGUUUGUUAAUCAACAUGUAAUCACAUAUACGGUAAGUGUAUAGGACAUGUUUGUUAAUCAACAUGUAAUCACAUAUACGGUAUGUCUAUAUGACAUGUUUGUUAAUUAACCUGUUUAAUAGUUACCCUUACAAUAUUAUAUGUAUCUGAAGUGAUGCAUCCCACUUGGAAUUGAUAGUCCCAUUGCACCUUUCCGUGGCACCAGCCUGGAUGUUCUUGUGCUGCUGUAUUGUAUGCAACCCAUCAUACCUUUUAAUUUGUUCUGGGUUAUUAGUUUUUUAAAAACAAGACAGUCAAAUAGUAUUUGGCACUUCCAAAAGACAUCUACUGUAUAUUGACAGUAAACUGUCUGUUAUUUCUUGAAAAUACUUCAUCAUCCCACCCUCACCCCAAAACACCCAGCAAAACCAAAAGAAAAGCACUCACUACUGUACUGGGUAAUGAUGCAUAGUCUGGGUUAUAGUCUGGGUUGAAAUAUUGCAAACUUGGUAAAAUAUUCAGCAAAACUGAUUUGUUUUUGUAUUUUCUUCUUGUUCAUUUUCAAUUGUUAAGUUGUGCUUGGUUUUUAUUUCUUUUUUUUACCAUUCUUAAUCCUAUGUUCCUGUGAUAUUUACUGCCAAUUACUUAACUUUUGAUAUAUUUUUUUAUUCAUGGCUAUUGCUAAUAUGCUUAUGUGUAAGUGCAAAUUUAGAGUAGUGUAACAGUGUGGUACCUUUUAUUAACCUUAGUUUAGUUCACUUAUUUCAUGUAUUUAUAACAUUUGUACAUAGCAAUUUAAAAAUAUUUAUAGAACAAAGAGUGAAUGUUUCGAUCUUUGAGUGAUUAUUGUUAUGCAAUUUCUAAUAAAUAUUUUGUUCAGACAUGCCACAAAAUAAAAAAUUUGGCAUGA